Molecule: messenger RNA, 4107 nt
Organism: Salmo salar (Atlantic salmon)
Lineage: Eukaryota; Metazoa; Chordata; Actinopteri; Salmoniformes; Salmonidae
Source: RefSeq, a predicted model, not a curated record
ACUUUCUCAACAACACAACCUUUGUCCUACCUGAUGAGGAUUUGAUGCCCGCCUCUGCCUUGUUGCUCAGCAACCAGGGACGCUGUGAGUCACAAUGUGGGACGCAAUUAUUGUGUAAUGGAAGGAGGCUACAUCCAAUCACAAAAGAGAACUGUACUCACUGUCAUUGUUACGUCCAAUACGGUUCUAUGGUAGGCGUGAGAGAUUAGAACCAAAUUGAACCAAUUUCUAAAAUAAGGUUAGAAAUGGCAUUGGAAUAAGAAACAACCGAGAUUGAGUAGCAACGAAAAGGUGUUGAAAAUUAACUGUGUAGGGAACAUUUCAUUCUAAUUUACAAACACUUUAUUUAGUACAGAAGAAUCAGAGUAUUUUUGUUCUAUAAUUUUACAUUUAAAAAAAAAAUAGCGUUCGAUCCUGUCGUUUUUUUCAUCUUAUGUUGUUUAAUUGAAUCAUUCUGGCGUUUAAUUUUUACAAACUAAGAUGGCAAUAUUGGAAGAAGAUAUAUCUUUCAUAUCCCUCGUAAAUACUUUUUAAUAACAUCAACUCAAAAGUAGUGUGAGACAAAAUGUCAGCUGACAUUAGUUUGUUCGAUUUGGUGAACCUGUCGAUCGGGACACCUGAAGUUGGAGCUGUCAACUUCAAUGCGUUGCAUACCCUCCUCCACGCUAUCCUGGGACACCUGAAAAUCCAAAAUGUGACCACCGGCUGGAGAGAGCAGGAUACCCCGCCACAGGAGCCCCAUGGCACUGUGGCGCAUCUGACCAAGUCCUCUAGCCCGUACCAUCACAUGGAAGACAAACUUCGGCAGAUAGAGAGACAGAUGGCCGCGCUGGAGAAGCUUCCUAGCGGUACAGAUCUUCUGAGCCGCACUGCCUCAACCACAACACCGGUCAACGACUUGUGGCAGCUAAUGCAGCUUCGCAGCAAGGCUCAGGCGAGUGAGGACGGCGUGUCCAAGUCUAUGUCGCUGAUCCAGGAUCUGCUGAAGGAGAUCCAGGACCUGAAGGAGUCCAGAGACGACCUGAAGAAAGAGGUCAAGAGCCUCCAGAACCAACUCAACCAGCUGAAUAUGAGUGAGCUGGUUGACAGAAUCAACGAAGUGGAACAGUACUGCCACCGACUGGACAACCUGGACUCUGCCACCAAAGAGCUGCAGGACAGAGUUGGGCGUUACCCAGACCCAGACGAGCUCAUCCAGUGUGUAACCUGGGACAUCAUGCAGACCACCUUGGUUAGCGAGCAACAGAAUCUGCAAAAGGAAAUCAGGCACUCAGUCCCUGUCCCCACAUCAGUUGUCAUGACCACCAUGACUCCUUUCAGCGCCUCAGUCAAUGCCAACACUGGAGCUGCUGCCUUCACUCCUGUUACUGUCAGUGUCAGCCAGCAUGGGGGGGCACUGCCCCAGCAGUCCCUCUCUGAUGGAGCUGCUGCCUUCACUCCUGGCACUGUCACUGUCAGCCAGUAUGGGGGGGCGCUGCCCCAGCAGUCCCUCUCUGAUGGAGCUGCUGCCUUCACUCCUGUUACUGUCACUGCCAGCCAGCAUGGGGGGGCACUGCCCCAGCAGUCCCUCUCUGAUGGAGCUGCUGCCUUCACUCCUGUUACUGUCACUGCCAGCCAGCAUGGGGGGGCGCUGCCCCAGCAGUCCCUCUCUGAUGGAGCUGCUGCCUUUACUCCUGUUACUGUCACUGCCAGCCAGCAUGGGGGGGCGCUGCCCCAGCAGUCCCUCUCUGAUGUGGCUGCUGCCUGUACUCCUGGCACUGUCACUGUCAGCCAGCAUGGGGGGGCGCUGCCCCAGCAGUCCCUCUCUGAUGGAGCUCUGAUGGUGGGCAGAAAACCCCUGUCUCGUGUGGCCAGCGGGGCAGAGCGUUACCCAGAGACAGUGGAGGCCCUGAGGGACGUGGGCAGGCUCAGGGAGAGACACAACACCCUGGAGACCAGAGUAGAGCUGCUGGAAGCAGGCAAGGCCGACCAGGCCCAGCUCCAGCACCUCCGGGAGCUCCUCACUGACAUGGGUGACAGGGAUGUGCCAGACAAACUGUUGGAUCAACUGAAUCAUCUGAGAGUUCUGGUCGACAGCCUGAUGGGUGACAGAGCCAAGCUGGGAGAACUGGAGCAGCUGAUUCUGAACAUAGGGACAGUUCAGGGCUCAGAGGGAGGCUCAGAAACAGCCAAAGGGUCAGACAGUGAGGACUCCUCUGACUCUCCUAAUCAAGGACUGCUCAGACUGCAGAUAUUAUACCUCAGGAACGCAGUGCAGAAAGUGGAGGAAGAGGUGCUACUGCUGAAGACUGAGAACACCUCAGCCAAGGCUGAGCAGAAGACCAAGAAAGACAGACAGCUACAGGAUCAGAUGGACAACCUGCGAGGCAUGCUGGAGGACAUGAUGGCGUCCUCCUCCUCGCUGCUCUCCCAGAGCCUCCAGCAGGAGCCCCAGGGAUCAGAGCAGGCAGGCGGGCAGCAAGGCUCCACGUGCCCCUCCUGCUCUGUAGAUGUGAGCAGGAAGGUCAGCCAGCUGUUCCAGCGCUAUGAGAAUCUCCAGGGCCUGGUUAGCAGAUUCAUGAAUCAGCAGGGAGGAGGCAGACCUGGAGCAGAGAGCUCGGAGCUGAUGAAUGACGUUCAGGGAGCCAUCAUGCAGCUGCAGGCUGAGUGUGAGAAGCUCCACGGCACAGCCAACCACCUGAUUGAGGAGCACAGCCAGAAACAGGUCCACAUCGACCAUCUGUACAAGUCCAUGGAAGAACUGGACGAGAAGAAAGCUGACAAAGAGCUUGUGGAGAUGGAGAUUGAAAUCAAAGCAGACAAGCGUGCCCUGGACACCAAGGUGAGUCGCAUGCAGUUUGACUCCAUGACAGAGGAGCUCAACACCAUGUUCCAGGAGCUGCUCAGCAAGAUCACCGGCCAGGAGCAGGACUGGCACAAAAUCAUCGACAAAAUCUCCACCGAGAUGGAGUGCAAGCUGGACCGGAUUGAGCUGGAUCCUGUGAAGAAGCAGCUAGAGGACCGCUGGAAGAGCAUCCGUAAGCAGCUGCAGGCCCAGCCUGCCCCGAAGGAGGACGACGCUGCAGGCAUCAGGAAACAACUUGUGGCAAGGUUCCACUGCAUCUCCUGCGACCGCCCAGUCGAUAUGCUUACCCCAGGACCGCACUUGGUCACCGUGCCCUCCACUCCUGGCCUACCCUCCCACAAGUCCAACCGACCGUACACCAUCUAUGAGCUUGAGCAGGUUCGCCAGCACUGCAGAAGCCUGAGGCCAGGGACCAACCACAGCCACUUUGAGAUGGCCAGCUCCGAAAGGGCCAUGAUGCAGGUGCAGAGGAUCCACACCAUGAUGUGUAGGCAGAUAGAGAGAGUGCAGAGCCAUCUAGUUGGCCCAGAGCGCACCUACAGCCAGGGGGCUCUGAGGGAGAUCGGGUCCUCCCGCUAUCCACACAUCCUGAGCCCGCUGCAGAGGACCAGCCAGAGUCUGCCCAAGCACGAGCGCAUCCCAGAGAUGGCGGACUACAGUUACCUGGCCAUGUCCCGGAGCUGUGGAGGCAGCCACACCGUGACCUACCCCAACCGCCGCUACACCCGCCUGCAGCACAUCAGCCACUUCAUCCAGGCUGAGGAGGAGACACCGCCCAUCUCCAGCUCCCCACUGCGCAUUCAGCCGGAGGAGGUGGACAUCCUGGGAUUGGACGGACAUAUCUACAAGGGCCGCCUGAAAACCAGAUUGGUCAAGACUGUGGAUGCCAGACUACCCACCAUCUUUCCUAAAGACGCAGGCAUGUGCAAGAGCAAAGACAAGAUCAUGCGCUCCCAGUUCCAGAAGCCUGGCUGCACAGAGCCGGGCUGUGUGACCCCUGUGCGACCCCAGAGUGCCAAGACCCAGCGCAGCCGCUCAGGCAGCUCUGUGCGGGACCGGCCCAUGUCUUCUUUAGGCUGCCUGUCCCAGGCUACCCUUCCCCAGAGCUCGUCCCAUGCUGACACCACCAGCGAGCUGCUGCAGCAAGAUCUGGAGCUUCACGUGGACCUGAGCCAGUCAGAGGAAGAGCCUGUCAUCAUCCUGUAGGGGGCGAUGGAGAGCCCCACACACCUUAUUUUAAUAAACCGUUUACAGCAGCAGCA